Messenger RNA from Nerophis lumbriciformis (worm pipefish), 5951 nucleotides. RefSeq names its product WD repeat domain 90 (gene wdr90). The record is from RefSeq and is a predicted model, not a curated record. Gene Ontology annotation, cellular component: centriole. Gene Ontology annotation, molecular function: protein binding. NCBI's taxonomy places the organism in Eukaryota, Metazoa, Chordata, Actinopteri, Syngnathiformes, Syngnathidae.
GCCUAUCCCGCUGUUGUUGGCAACAGCGGCAACUAAAGCGGGAAGGAUAUAAACGCUGUCAAGUAAACUCGUCUUCGUAAUUCUCUCUUAACAAUAAUAACUCGACCUUCCCUUGCUCGGCACUUUGACGUGUGUGUAGUUACAGCCAGUGGUUAACGGAGACGGCGCCUGGCUAAUUGUUUAGCAGCAUGUUUACAAGCUAAUGCAUGUGAAUGUACGCGAAGGCAGCGAGGCGAGUCGUGCUGACCUUAGCUAAGUUCUCACCUCACAUGACCAACAAGUGGAGUGUACUUGUUUACUGUCUAUGGCCUCCAAAGCAGCUUGGCAAGAACCUUUCGUCAACAUUUUCAAACAUUUCAGAGUUGGAGAGUGGAAGAAAGCUUCAAAAGGAGGAGAUGUGUCUACAUACACGGACAAGACCCUCAACUGUUCCGUGUUUCGGAUCAAGGGUUCUGUACCUACCAUUGGGUACAUCCUCGUACCUAAAAACACCAGCCAGUCUAUGGGUUUGACAGGAAGAUAUUUUUACCUCCUCUUCAAUCCUUCACAGGGGAAAUCUUUUUCGAUUGUGCUGGAUGUCAUUGCAGAGGAUGGCCGGGUGGUCCGAAUCUCCAUCUCCAACAUGUUCAAAGAGUUCAAAUCUACUCCGACGUCACUCUGUCUGCCUUUCCUGUGCGGAUCUGACAAGGAUAUGUUCAUUGAAACGAAAGAUCCAUCAAGAGGACAAGUUUCUGAAGCCCCAUCUCCCAGCCAGGUCCGCUGGACCUGUCUGAUGAUGGAUUUGCAGGAAACACUCUCAACCUACCUCAACCAACUCCACUUCAAGCAUCUGAAGAAUGUCAAGCUUUGUGCCUACAUGUCCGUGAAAAACAUGUUUACAACCAACAUGCUACUCAAUCCGGAGCUUUCCUAUCAUGACUCCAAGCAAUUGGCUGGGGCCUCUUCAGAGGCCGCAGCACCAAUGCCCAGAGACAUGGCAUUUCCGGUGCCCAAGGGACAAUCCUGGCUUGACUUGUACCAUUACUUCAGGUUUCCCCCAAAAGAACGACACACAGACAUCAAAGAAAAAGACAAGAAGAAGAACGAAGCCAGAAGUACGCGAAGCCUCGCUGUACAAGAAAAAAGCCAACCUGUUGUGAGCAGCAUACCGGAGCUGGGGGAAAUUGUCACUGAGCAGACUGACCACAUAGUUGAUCAGCCAAAGAACCACACACGCUCCCGUCGUAACCGGCGCCCAGCUACCCCUUCCUGUAACACUGAGGACGGCGGUGCUGACGUGUUUGUGCAUCAGCGGGCUGACGUCCACACUGAGCAGACUGACCACAUAGUUGAUCAGCCAAAGAACCACACACGCACCCGUCGUAACCGGCGCCCAUCUACCCCUUCCUGUAACACUGAGGACGGCGGUGCUCACGUGUUUGUGCAUCAGCGGGCUGACGUCCACAAACACCACGGGGAAACUGAUGAGUAUGUUGAAAGUCCUCUUCCACAUCCUGUCUGGAUGUCAAUUUCUGAAGACACCAAAGAGCAAAAGCUGUUGCCGGACCCAAUUCUCAGGCUCAGGAGAAUCAUCGGUUUUGGAGGAGCCACCACCAAAUGUGCCUUAUGGACCAGAUUAGGUGACGCUGUGGUGUAUCCAUGUCAUGCUAUUGUCAUCUCCAUGAAGAUAGACUCCAACGAGCAGAGAUUCUUCAUCGGCCAUACUGAUAAGGUGUCCGCACUGGCAUUCAAUGGCAACUCUACAAUGCUGGCCUCUGCACAAACGGGUAAUUAUUGUGUAGUUCGAGUAUGGAACUACCUAAAAGGUAAUUGUCUGGCCAUGUUCAGGAUGCAAGCCCAGUCUGUUACCUCUCUCAGCUUCUCAUACAGCGGCGGCUUUCUUUGUGGAGUUGGCAAAGACAACCACGGCAAAACGUUGGUCGUGGUUUGGAACACGGUUAAUGUUAGCAAUGGUGGAGAAGUGAGUAUCUUGGCCAAGACAAAAACAGAUGUGGACAUUACAACCAUGAAGGUUGCAAACUUUGAUGAUACAAGGCUGGUGUCAUGUGGUCAUGAUAACAUUCGUCUGUGGCGGGUGCGCAGUGGUAUACUGCGUUCCUGUCCGAUCAAUCUUAGUGAUUAUAAAUCAUUGGACUUCACUGAUGUGGCAUUUGAGGAAGGAGACUCCCCUGAUCAGCAUCUUGAUGACCGAACUCUAUUUGCUAGCAGCCAAAGUGGCCACAUCUUUGAGAUUGACUACACCAGAGUUGUCAUUAGAAAUGUCAGGUGGUUGUUUCCAAUGCCACGGCAGGAGAAAUUGACUUUAAACAAAGGUCAUGGCAUCGCAAUCAACAGCAUCAGCGUGUCCCCAUCUUUCUGUGCCACGGGCUCUGAAGACGGCUACCUGCGGCUUUGGCCUCUGGAUUUCUCCGGUGUCUUCCUAGAGGCUGAACACGAGGGUCCUGUAAGUGUGGUGUCUAUAUCGUCAGACAGCAUGCAAGUCCUGGCCGCCACCUCAACAGGUAACAUGGGAUUCCUCGACGUAACAAGUCGGGGUUACAACACGCUGAUGAGGUCGCACACGGACACCGUGCUUGGCUUCAGUGUUGAUGGGAUUCGCAGACAUCUCACAACCGCUUCUUCAGACGGCACAGUACGCAUUUGGUCUAUGGACUCCUUGCAUCAGCUGUAUGACUUUGUGUCAGAAGAUAGGCCCUGCUCGGUGGCCUUCCAUCCCAGUGAGCAGAUCUUCUCCUGUGGCUUCAACUCUGGUAUUGUCAGAGUCUUUGAUCUCUCCUGUGGCAAGCUCAUGGUUGAACACAAUGAUUUCAGUGGUGAAGUGGUGGGUCUUGCCUUUUCUCCCGAUGGAAGCUCCAUGUACAGCGCUGGUUCAGAGGGCUCUCUUGCACGCUACUCCUCUUCUGGGAAAGGCAACCAGUUGAUCAAAGUUGUAUGUGGUUUGGUGGCCCGAGGCACUGGCCGCGCUCCAGAUGCCCUCACAGUGAGCAGUGACAGCCACUGUCUGGCGUUUGUCGGCCCCUCUGAGUACACAGUCACCAUAGCUAACGCGGUAUCUCUAGAAGAGUCGCUCAGAGUGGAUGUGAGUAUUUUGGACGUGGACAGCAACUUUCUGGAUUCUGCGCUGAAGGUCUGCUUCUCUUCAGCCUCCCCUAAGCAUUUGUUGGUAGCUACAUCCGCAAACAAAAUCCUCUGGGUUGACACUAAAACGGGCUGUUUGCUCCGGCAGGUGACCAAAGUGCACAAGCACUGGUGUUCCUCUCUGGCUGUGAGCGAAGACAGACGAUUCUUAGUAACAGCAGGACAUAUUUCUGUCAAAGUGUGGGAUUAUAAUAUGCAACUGAAAACAAACUCACAGAUGUUUAUAGGUCAUAGUCAGCCCAUCAACCAGGUGAGCUUUACCCCUGGCCAACUGGGCGUGGUCUCUGUAGGGGACGCCAUAUUCCUGUGGGACUUCCUGGCACAGCCUAUGGACUUGCUGCUUUCCAACUGUUCAAGACCCUCAUCCUCAGCUGUAGGUGAGGUACAAGCCUGCAAUGAGUUGCCUCGACAAAGUGCACCGCUCCCCUUCUCUCCUCCACCGCCAGUGGAUAUUAGCGCCAUGGACACCCAAGAGUUUGAACAGGACGUCACAGUGAUUGGUUCAGAUCCCAGCUGCAAUUCCAAGCCUGCCACGUCCUUCCUCAAGAUCACAGAACCAAGUGAUGUCACAAACCUGAAUACCUGUCUUCAGGGUUUUUCUACGAAAAAGCCAGUGCGCCCAGAUUGUUAUCGACACUUUAUACCACGUUUUAAUAAUUCCACUCUUGAUGAGACUGCUGUGACUCCUCAAGCAUCAGAAGCGGCCAUGAAGCUGAAAGCCGUAAUUGGUUACAAUGGUAAUGGACGAGGCAACAUGGUGUGGAGCCCUGAUCAAGGUUUAUUUGCGUACUCUUGCGGUGGUGUGGUGGUGGUGGAGUACCUCAACUCAGGACGUCAGAGGCACUUACAAGGCCACAAUGAGGAGAUCUCUUGUCUCGCAAUCUCAAAUGAUGCUAAGAUAAUGGCAUCUGCAGCCAUAAAGUGUAAUAGCAGCAGCCUCAUUUGCAUUUGGGACAUUCAGAGUGGAGAUUGUUUGAAAACCAUUUCCUACCAUAGAGGGGCAGUGCAGUGUCUCGCUUUCUCCAAAGACGAUUGUUUCUUUCUCUCCGUAGGAGACUUCACCGACCCAAUGGUGGCUCUGUGGAGCAGCAAGACACUCCAAAUGCUCUCCGGCGUGACUGUCUCAGUGCCGAUUCACGACGCAGCCUUCUGCCCCUCUGCACCCGCCCAGCUUGCCUGUGUGGGAAGACAAAGUGUUUACUUUGGCCUUAUUCAAAGCGACGGGCAAGAUGUAGAGCUCAAGGUUAUGACAGUGAGGGCACCAGCAGAAGUUGGCGAUGUGGAAAUGACGGCUGUUUGCUAUCAUACGGACUCCUUACUAUUUACCGCCACCAACCGAGGACAUCUUUGUGUCUGGGACAUCAAGACACAGACCUGCUUCAUGACAUGGGAGGCUGAUGAGGGCGAGAUUGGCAUCCUGCUGUGUCGAGGGAACAGCCUGUUGACAGGCAGCAACACCCACUGGCUGCGACUGUGGGAGGUAGAAGCUGUGCUAGGUAUGAAGCCUCAAGCAAAGGCAUUCAGCAGUAAAGACAGUGGGAAAUCAGUGGUGUUGAAGCAGGAGAUAAUGCUGGAUGGGACCACAGUCAGUGCUGCCUUUGACAACACAAUGGACAUGGGCAUCGUGGGUACCACCGCGGGUACUUUAUGGUACAUCGACUGGUUGGACAACAGCAAUAUCCGUCUGGUCAGCGGCCACAAGAAUAAGGUGAAUGAUUUGGCGUUUCACCCCAAUGAGAGCCACUUUGCUACCUGUAGCGAAGACGGCAGUCUGAGGGUGUGGUCUUUUCCCGCUAAUGAGCUGGUGGUCCAGUUCCAGGUGCUCGGUCAGUCCUGCAACUGCGUCUGUUGGAGCCCUUUUCCUAGUGAGCAGCGCAUAUCUGUGGCCGCAGGAUACGGCGAUGGCACUUUGCGCAUCUUUCGGCUCGCCACCGCCGAAAUGGAGAGGAAGUUGCAGCCACAUUGCGUUGCUGUCACCGCUAUCCAAUACUCUGCAAAUGGUGAUGUGAUCAUAUCCGGUGGCAAGAAUGGUCUUAUUGCUGUAAGCAACGCCAAAGACGGCACAACUAUUCGCAUCUUGAAGGACCACAAAGGAGCAGCCGUCAGCGCCAUCCAAUGUGUAAAUGAACAGUGUAAGGACUUUGGAAUGGUGGGAAACGAGCUGUGGUUGGCUGCCAGCGCUGAUCGGCGCAUCAGUGUCUGGGCGGCAGAUUGGUUCACGCACAAUUGCGCUUUACUGGACUGGCUCACACUUCCUGCUCCGCCGUAUCGCCAGGAUGACAGUCCACCCCCCAGCCUCGCUUCGUUCUGCCCAACAGACCCCAGUUUGGUGGUCUACACUUCUUACGGAAUAGAGAAAGAUAUUUCCUUCUACAGCCUCUCCAAGAAAAGGAUCAUCAAAAAGAUUGCCAUGCCCCACUGGGCCACGUGUUUCAGCCUCUCCUCCAAGAGUCAACUCAUAGCUUUGGGCUCAAAAGAGCGAGUGUUGAAGCUGAUCGAGUGGACCAGCGGCAAGUUCCAGGACUUUUUACAGCACAGCGAUGCUCUGCAGACGUCCCGCUUCUCCCCCUCAGGGAAGCUCCUCUUCUCUGUGGCCCAUAAUGAGAUUUUCCUGUGGGAGGUUCAGGGCCUCUAAAAAAACGUUUUUUUAAUCUUCCAUUUCUUCUGUUUUUUGUGGAAGAAACAGCUUAAAAUUGUUGCCACUGUGCUGAUUUGGAGACCUUUUUUUAAUGUAUAGUUUUUCAAUACGUUUUCAUGAACAAUAUGUAUGGCUUUUCUCACAACGAAUAUCAAAAUCAAGAUUAAAAGCUGUU